AACAAGUUGGUCAAUUUGCACAGUUUUGUCAACGAAAAAAAAGAUCUCACUCAUUGCAGGAGCUUUAUUAUUCAACUUUACAAUAAAUUCUCAACUCCAAUCUCUAAAUUUUCCAUCUUCACUCAUUUUACCUGCUCAUGUGAGCUACCUUAGUCACUGGGCUUUUCGUUUUUGAAAGGGUAAGGGAAUUCUGGUGAAGUAUUGGCUUGCAUAAACAACCAGGCGAUGACUUGUUUUUAUUCCUUUUUCAGAAAGCGGCAAGGCUCGCCACCUCGAAGAACUAGAGAUGUUGAUGAUGAGGUAUCAGGCAUUCAGAAUACUCACUUGUACACAUAUAAAGAAUUGCGGGUAGCAACUGAAAAUUUUAGUCCCGGAAAUAAAAUUGGGCAGGGAGGUUUUGGUUCUGUCUACAAGGGAACGCUCAGGGAUGGCUCUGUAGCUGCCAUAAAGGUGCUGUCAGCUGGCUCAAGUCAAGGGGUGCGGGAAUUUUUGACGGAAAUAGAAUUAAUUACAGAUAUAGAGCAUGAGAACCUGGUUAAGUUGUCUGGUUGUUGUGUAGAAGGAAGUCAUAGAAUUUUGGUUUAUGGGUAUCUUGACAAUAAUAGCCUUGCACAAACACUUCUAGGUGGACGCUGCAGCAGCAUUCAGUUCAGUUGGCCUGUAAGGCGUAAAAUAUGUAUAGGUGUUGCACAGGGGCUUGCAUUUCUUCAUGAAGAAGUCCAGCCACAUAUUGUUCAUAGGGAUAUCAAAGCAAGCAAUAUCCUUCUUGAUAGAAACCUCAUGCCCAAAAUUUCAGAUUUUGGUCUUGCAAAGCUUUUCCCCAACAACGAAACACAUAUUAGUACACGUGUUGCUGGGACUGCAGGUUAUUUGGCACCUGAAUAUGCUCUCCGCGGUCAAUUGACGAGGAAAGCAGAUAUAUACAGUUUUGGCGUUCUACUGCUUGAAAUUGUCUCUGGGAGGAGCAACACAAACAAGAGGUUACCAUCAGAAGAGCAAUAUCUUCUUGAAAGGGUUUGGGAAGUGCAUGAGAAGGGGGAACUGGAAAAGUUAGUUGACACGUCAUUGAAUGAUGAUUACGACGCAGAAGAGGCUUGCAGAUACAUGAAGAUUGGUCUUCUGUGCACCCAAGUCAUGCCAAAGCUCCGGCCAAGCAUGUCUACGGUGGUCAAGAUGCUAACAGGCGAGGAAGAUGUGAGCAACGAGAACAUAACAAAACCGGGGUUGCUUUCCGAGUUGUUGGGUAUUAGAGAAGGCAAAACUCAGAAAAGCAAGGCUAGCACAAAGAACUCAGCAUCCACAGGAUCUGCUAGUACUAGCAAGAUGGAUAAUGAUUCUUCACUGUCACCAUCAGUGACUACCUCACAUGCUACCAUGACCUUCAAUUCAAUGUUCGACAGAAGCAAUUAGCUACUAAUAUGCUUAAACAUUUAUUAAUCCUCUCUUUAGUUAAGUGUACUUCUAUUUCUUUUACCUAUUAGUGUGGAUUUUAGAAAUUUCAGUGUGAGCCGUAUAUAAUAGUAGUGACUUAAAUUAUAAAGUGUAUAAAUUUUUGACUAUGUAAUGUUAAAUUAAUAAAUAAUUCUUUUCCAA
This is a messenger RNA of Mercurialis annua (annual mercury), 1593 nucleotides long. Its product is annotated as cold-responsive protein kinase 1-like. Bases 226 to 1410 code for a protein of 394 amino acids. NCBI's taxonomy places the organism in Eukaryota, Viridiplantae, Streptophyta, Magnoliopsida, Malpighiales, Euphorbiaceae. The record is from RefSeq and is a predicted model, not a curated record. Gene Ontology annotation, molecular function: ATP binding; protein kinase activity. The transcript has 7 exons. Gene Ontology annotation, biological process: protein phosphorylation.